CGUUUUCGCGCAAUACUGUGCUUUUUUUUUAUUAUAUUGAGAAAAUAAUGAAUUUGGUCUCUGUAGAAGAACUUAUUAGUCACCUUAACAACAAAAUAGAACAACUCAAUCUGAUCAGUAGUGAAAUUGGUUUAAAGCACGAUGAACAAGAGCAAAAAAUAAAGGAUUUUCUAAAUGAUAUCGCACGAUUUGCUAAUGAUCAAUAUACACUUGCAGAAAAAGAAAGGGACAAUUUCAUAAAAGAAACAGAGAAUACACACAGGGCAAUACUAUCUUAUAAACGACUUAUGGGAGAAUAUGCAGCGAGUACGGCUGUUAUCGAUCGCAAUAAAUCAUUACGUGACAACCUACAGGAAUUACAAGAUGAACUGAUUAAAGUGAAAGAGAGAUAUAAUGAAAGCUUAAUAUACGUACAAGAACUACAUAAACAAUUGAAAGCAUUACAUACAGCAUUGGGAGGCUUUGUAAAUAUAAACUUGAUAGCAACAACAGAGGUAGAUGUAUCAUCAUUAGCAGUCAACAGCUUGGAAGAUGAAUUACAGCACGCAGAGCAGGAAUAUGCAAGAAGAAAGGCCAUCGUGGACGAUACGGCCACUGGAAUCUGUAACAUAUUGGUCACCCUAGGCAUCGACAGUUUAAAUAAUGAGGCAGACAAACUGGUCAUGCAGUACCACCAAGAAACAAACCCAGAUAAGAAAAUUGAACUAUGCAACAAUUUGGUAUCUGAAGAAAGUAUCUAUUACCUUACUGAGCGCAUUGCCCAGUUGAAAGAGACACAACACCAAGUGGAAGAUCGAAAGGCAGAACUGACACAUAAACUGAAGCAUCUUUGGGACAGGCUACGUAUUGAUCCUGAAGAAUGUGAAGUGUUCUUGAUGGCCAAUAGAGGACUUACACAAGAAGAAAUACAAAAUUAUGAAAUGGAAUUAAAAAGAUUGCUUAAAAUAAGACAAGAGCGUAUCGGUGAUUUUAUUGAGAGAGCACGAGAGGAGCUGGUAUCGCUAUGGGAUCAACUAUACUACUCCGAAGAUCAAAAACGCCAAUUCCAUCCUGCUUAUUCAAAUGAAACGACAGAUGAGAUACUAGAAGCACACGAGAGCGAGAUAUCACGACUCCGUUUGGAGGUCGAAGAUUCCAAAUAUAUCCUUGAUCGUAUUGAAAAAUACAUGAAACUAAAGCAAGAAAUUGAAGAAUUUGAAGCCUCAACAAGGGAUCCCAAUAGGCUGUUUGGAAAGGGCCAGCGUGACCCUGGACGCUUGCUUCGUGAGGAGAAGUUUAGAAAACGCGUAGAACGUGAACUGCCAAAGAUUAGUAAAGAACUUGAAGGCUCAUUACUUGAAUAUGAAGCCUUGAAGAAUCGUCCUUUUAUGGUUUAUGGUAAGCCUUAUCUAGAGACAAUCUAUGAUAAUAAGGAAGCACAACAAAAGGCAAUCGCGCCUAGAACGCCUAAACGAGAGACAAUACCACGUAAGCCGUUUACGAGCCCAAGAGCAACGACAAAUAAAUAUGCAAUGUUUAAUACACCACAAUUCAACCGUACUCGAUCAUUCCAGGCAGUGACAGAGACACCCAAAAUGGAUGCAUCUAUUAGUAUCCUGCAUCGUGUCAGAGAAAGAAAUAUACGAAAACGACCACAAAAACCAAUCAGACGAGGUCACUUUGGUAGCGAUGAUGACGAUGAAGAAGAAGAAGAAGAAAAGGCAUUUACAAGUUUCAAGAGCCAAACGAUGCAGAUGAACAAGCAACUGCCGCUUAAGCGAAAACAUGUGGAACCAGAAUUUGACAGUGAUGAUAAUCUGGCGGUUAACCUUGAUAUCUUUGAUGAUGGUCCUGAUUUGAGUGAUAUGUCAGAUAUUGAUUCAUGAUGUGAAAUAAAGAACCCCGUGUCACAUAACAGCAUAAGUGAGAGUAUGCGUGGGAAAAAUCACAGGCGUGGAAACAUCUUUUUUCCCUUACCUUUUUUUUCUUUCUUUCUCUCUUUUUCUCUUUUUC
Molecule: messenger RNA, 1992 nt
Organism: Rhizopus microsporus ATCC 52813
Lineage: Eukaryota; Fungi; Mucoromycota; Mucoromycetes; Mucorales; Rhizopodaceae
Exons: 8
Coding region: 48-1865 (605 amino acids)
Biological process (GO): mitotic spindle midzone assembly; microtubule cytoskeleton organization
Cellular component (GO): mitotic spindle midzone; cytoplasm; spindle
Molecular function (GO): microtubule binding
Source: RefSeq, a predicted model, not a curated record